Acanthoscelides obtectus is the source of this 415-nucleotide messenger RNA. NCBI's taxonomy places the organism in Eukaryota, Metazoa, Arthropoda, Insecta, Coleoptera, Chrysomelidae. The record is from the annotation of a GenBank genome assembly.
UGACAUCGGAAGCAUAUCCUUCAAAAAUUGUGUGAGUGUGGUCAGUAGCAGGCUCAACUUUGUAACGAAACGUGGUCAAAUGAUGAUGGCGGAAAUUGUGGAUGUUAGGGAUGUUAAAACGUAUAAACCUCGUUACCUUCACUUGGUCGUGGCUUCAAAUAAUUAUAUCGGUUCGACAAAGCAAAUAUUUUUAGUUGAGAAUGAGAAAACUCGAGGAGGAGCACAUUCAUGUAUUCAUAAAAUGAAGAUAUGUCUACGCUAUCUCGGUGACCCUGGAUAUCAACAAGGUAUUGGUCAGGAACUUGGUGUUAGUCAAGCAAUGGUAUCUCAGCCUGUGGAUAGAGUUGUGAACAGCAUAGUUGCACAGUCGAACGAAUGGAUCAAGUUUCCAUGAACUGAUGGAGGCCAAGCGGAU